GUCUCUCUCAGAAAAUGCUCAUCAGAAAUUAUCUCCUUUUUGUUUCUUUCAUGUGUUUUCUUUUCUAAUCUCCGGUGAAGAGACAACGAGGCCUAAUCAAAGAUCGAUAAUUUAUAAGACAAAGCAGAGAAGGAGAGAUUCGAAGCUUUUCUUCAUCUAUGGCUGCUAUGACCGAGAAGGAAGCUAUGGUGGAUCCUUUUCUGGUCGAGGCUCUUCAAAAUCCUCGUCAUCGUCUCACCAUUUUGCGGAUGGAGCUUGAUAUACAGAAGUUCUUUCAAAACCCUGAGCAGCUUCAGUUUGAAUUCCGGCCUUUUCCAACAUCGUACCUGCGUCUUGCUGCACAUCGAGUUGCUCAGCAUUAUGGACUAGUAACCAUGGCUUUGGACAAUGGUACUGGUGCAGGUGAUGGAUCCGAGAACAGAAUCCUGGUGACUAAGACAGCGGAGAGUAGAUUUCCUUAUGUCUGCUUGUCCGAAAUCCCUGUGAAACAACCUGAGAAUGGUAGACCCGAGGGUUUCAAAAUCGCUAUCAAGCCUAGACCCAAGAGAGGAUCUGGUUGUGGGGGUAGCGGAUCGGGAGUACAACAGAAUCUUUUGAGAAGUGUUGAGGAGAGAAAGGAAGAGUAUGAUAAAGCCCGGGCUCGGAUCUUUAACAGCCCUAGCAGUUCCGACUCUGAAGAUUCUUCAUCACUACGACCUCCCCCUCUUGAAGUGAAAAACACAUGUAUAAACCGGAAUGAGACUGAAGUGGCGGUUAAUAAUAAUCCUGUCGAUGCUGUUACUCGAGACUCUGGACGGACUUCUCGAGUAGCCAUUAUCAGAGAUAGAGAGAAAGACCGAUAUGACCCGGAUUACGACAGGAGCUAUGACAGGUAUGUCGUAGAUCCCGCCUACAGGUACGUCAGGGUUAUGCCGUCUGGCCAAAGCUUCAGUCCAAUACCAAUCCACAUUCCGUUUCACGAUGGGGUUUUCCCGCAGAUGCCAAGAGGUCAUCAAGCCAACCUAAACUAUGGGCAUCCGCUUAACCCUGCUUUGAGUCCCUUUACUCAUAACGCGGCUUCAUAUACACCGUGGCCAAACUCACCUGCUAUGAACUAUGCACAGCCGUUGAACGGCUCAGACACAAAUCUUUUCAGGCAUCCUUCUGCAAGUAAUCCCUGACAGCAAGACUAGUGUUUGAGUAUUUCAAUGUCUGUAAUGAAAAGCAGAUUCUAUA
Arabidopsis arenosa is the source of this 1215-nucleotide messenger RNA. The record is from the annotation of a GenBank genome assembly. Lineage: Eukaryota; Viridiplantae; Streptophyta; Magnoliopsida; Brassicales; Brassicaceae.